GCCAGCAGAAUAAACUGUUUACAAACGUGUUUUAUUUUACCGCUCGUAAUUACCCUCUUGGUCAUGCGAUAGCCCAAAAGAAAGAGCAAAAGGGAAAGAUCUUAGGGGGGCAAAGGCAAAACAAGCACCAAAAUUCCAAGGGGGGGUACGCAGUGCCCCUCUUGCUGCUCUAUCUUACUGCUCUACUUGCUAUAACUUAAGCGAGCCUUUCGCUUGUGCCGCAAAUUAUUUUAAUAUGAGUACAUUUGGUCAGGGAAGGAAAUCAAUUGCCAGGAAUAAAUGAAAUACUUUCCUGCCCUAAGAAAGUUUGCAGCACUGAGCUGUCAUGAAAUAUUGUCUAUACGUAAAGUAUGCCUGUCAAACCCCUACUGUCAUUUCAGAAUGACCAAUCAUCAAACUCCAAUCGUCGUGAGAGAUACCAUUGCCGACAUGGACUACCUGGACAUUGAAUCCUUCCGUUCCAAGUACAGCGACAUUACCGUCACGGCCGUGCCAACGCGCUCCAAGGCGGACGAUGAGCCUGCAAUGGCCACCGACCAGGAGACGACAAUCAAGCAGCAUGUGCCGCGCGUGGAAAUAACGAGAGUGAAUGGAGGUGCCUCUGCAGGUAGUGGCUCCACUGCGAAUCCAGCGAUGAUGCAGCGCAACAGGCAGCAGCCAAACAGCGCCGCACUGGCCUACGCCAAUGAGUAUAAGGAGGUUAUGGCCAAACUGGAGUACACCAAGUACAUGCAGGCCCAGCUGCAAAUGAUGUCCGCGACAAAGGGAGGGGGCAGUGCUGGUGCCCCUGGCCUUGACUUCGAUCUGUAUGGCACAUCUACAAAUAUCGAUGAGAACGCCAACAUAGUGGACAAGUACGCCGAACUCCUCAACGUCCUGGGGGAAAUGCGCUCCAAUGUGCCGACCACAAUGGCGGGCCUAAGGGCUCCCAAGGAGCGCCUGCAGCGCGACAUAGCCCAAGCCAGGCUAAAGGUGCGCCAGUGUCUCCUGCUCCUGCACCAGGGAGACGAGGAGAGUGACGAUGCCGACUUCCAGGGCGCCCCCACCAAAGAGUGACGUCAUGGCUCACAUGUACACAUCCGCAUUGUUAACGACACCUCUCCGGGAUCGCGAGUGGCACGACAAUAAAAGACUAGAAUAACAAAAGCCAUCGGGAAGUUCUGGGAACCCUCGGUGUUCACGGCUUCGACUAUGAUGGUGGGGCAAUGGCUUUGGAGUAGCCAAAUACUAUGACCAGGUGAUACUAGGUGGCCGGCAUUCUGACACAAGCGAGCAGCGGAGCGCGAAACUUGUCCACCUGAAUGCUGGGAACGCUAACUAUCAUUUGAUACCCUGUAACUGGUUUAUUCGGUUUAUAAACUCGCAUACUAAGGA
Molecule: messenger RNA, 1374 nt
Organism: Drosophila yakuba
Lineage: Eukaryota; Metazoa; Arthropoda; Insecta; Diptera; Drosophilidae
Exons: 2
Coding region: 280-1056 (258 amino acids)
Cellular component (GO): cytoplasm; nucleus
Source: RefSeq, a predicted model, not a curated record